GAGAUCACAGACACCCCCACCCCACUCCCUCCCCCGUACCCCCCAUCCCUAUCCCCCUACGCCCUUGUACCAGCUCUGAAAGUCUCGGUGAAGCAAUAAGCCAAAAAAACUGAGUAAUGGCUGAAUCUGUGCAUCAAAGAUGAAGGUCACUGCAAACAAUAGAGCUGAGCUUCCAGCAAUUGCAUCAUUCAAACUAGUGAACCCUUUACCCGAUUCAGAUCUUUUACAAAACCCCUUUUGCUCUAGGAAACCGCCUCGCCGGAAAAUCAAGAACUCCGGUGGCGCCGGAGUGAGGUUACGGAGAGAUAUUCCCGGUGGGAAAAGGAGCAGACCUAAUACCCCUUUACUACGAUGGAAGUAUAACGAGGAUGUAAAUGACAAUGCUUGUACUUGGGAGGACAAAUCGACGGUGGAGCUUGGUCGGAAAUCUGGCCGGAAAGUUAGAAAUUUGGUUUCUGCUAGGAAGUUAGCUGCCGGACUAUGGAGGCUUCAGUUGCCGGAAGUUCCUAAUAUUCCAGCUCAAAAGUUACCUCAGGCUGGUCAUAUUGAUCUACCCUUUUUCAACCAUCAUCAUAUUAAAGAGAAUGAUUCUCACGUGCAGGCUGGUCAUAUUGAUCUACCCUUUUUCGACCAUCAUCAUAUUAAAGAGAAUGAUUCUCACAUUGAUGAUUCAGUGCAGAGUCCACGAUCUGUCUCCGGUCCAAGAUAUGGUCUUUAUCACAAGCUAGAGCCCUCAUUUCAAUAUCCAAACUCUGCUAUGGAGGGGGCAACAAAGUGGGAUCCAGUUGGCUGGACAAUAGCUGAGGAAAUAAAGGAGAUUUACGGCCAUCAGAAGGUUCCUAAUAAACAGUCGAAGACUGCUGCAAUGAUUUCCACCCUUGAGGCAGAAUUAGAGCAGGCUCGCACCCGAAUUCAUCAACUUGAGAUGGAGCGACGGUCUUCAAAAAAGAAACUCGAACUGUUUUUGAGAAAACUUAGUGAAGAGAAAGCAGCCUGGAGAAGCCGAGAACACGAGAAAAUUCGUGCAAUUAUAGAUGAUAUGAAAGCCGACUUGUCCAGAGAGAAGAGAAACCGACAGAGGCUGGAAACAGUCAACUCCAAGUUAGUUAAUGAAUUGGCUGAUGCCAAGUUAUCAGCAAAGCGCUAUUUUCAAGAUUACGAAAAAGAAAGGAAGGGUAGAGAGUUGAUAGAGGAAGUGUGUGAAGAAUUAGCCAAGGAAAUUGGAGAAGACAAGGCUGAAGUCGAGGCAUUGAAGAGAGAAUCUCAUUCACUUAGGGAGGAAGUAGAUGAAGAAAGAAAGAUGUUGCAGAUGGCUGAGGUUUGGCGUGAGGAACGGGUUCAGAUGAAGCUAGUUGAUGCUAAGGUGACACUGGAAGAGAAGUAUUCCCAAAUGAAUAGACUAAUUGCAGAGUUAGAGUCUUUCCUAGGUUCUAGAGGUAUGAACCCCGACGAGGAAGUGAUCAAACGAGCUGAGCAACUCAAACAGGAAGCUGCUUCGGUGAAUAUUCGUGAUAUCAGUGAAUUUACUUAUGAACCUCCAAAUCCAGAUGAUAUAUUCUCAGUGUUCGAGGACCUUAAUUUUGUUGAAAAUAAUGAAAGGGAGGUUGAGCCAUGUCCUGCAUACAGUUCUGCUAGCCAUCCCUCCAAAAUUUGCACAUUCAGUCCUGAUGACGGUGCAUACAAUAAAGACAACUUCCUCAGACAUUCUCUUGCGUAUAAUCAGAGCGAUUUAGAGGAAGAAGGAAGUGAAUGGGAAACAGUGAGCCAUCUCGACGAGCAAGGUUCUAGUUAUUCUGCUGAAGGAAGCGUCUGUUCUGUCAACAAGAACUGCAGGCACAGCAAUGCCUCAAUGGAGAUAAGUGAUGUAUAUUCAGGGCAAGGUCGACAACUUAAGAAGGUGUCGUCUAUAUCUAGGCUUUGGAAAUCAAACGGAGACAACUACAAAAAGAUAUCAGUUGAAGGAAUAAACGGGAGACUAUCAAAUGGAAGGCUAUCGAAUGAUGCCACUUUAUCUCCAGAUUGUGGUUCUAGUAAAGGUGAAUUCAGCCCUUCAGGGAGCUCACUUGACUCGGGCAAUCCACAAAUAACACGAGGGAUGAAAGGGUGCAUUGAUUGGCCGCGUAACUCUCACAAGCACAGUUUAAAAGCAAAACUUCUGGAAGCAAGAAUGGAGAGCCAAAAGGUCCAGUUACGCCACGUCUUGAAACAGAAGAUCUAGAAGACUACUGCUACAAGUUUUGAUUUUGCGCGAGUCAUCGUUCUCACUCAGGUGAGAUAUCAAUAAAAACUGAAACAGUAGUAGUCCACAUUUUAUGCUUACUGAAACUUCUUUGUGUAUCAAUCAGAACUGCUAUAUAGUAAUUUCAUGUAAUUUAGAAGGUGCAUUAUUGGCCACUAUUUAUAUCUUUUUUAAGGUAUGAUUUAGUGGCCAAUUAUUACAUCAUUUAACAGAAGUUUCAGUACGAGGAGAAAACAACUUUGUAUAAUUGAAUUCCUUUAUUCCUUUGUUUCUGCCUGAAA
Solanum tuberosum (potato) is the source of this 2520-nucleotide messenger RNA. RefSeq lists its product as uncharacterized. The coding region runs from base 140 to 2218 and encodes 692 amino acids. NCBI's taxonomy places the organism in Eukaryota, Viridiplantae, Streptophyta, Magnoliopsida, Solanales, Solanaceae. The record is from RefSeq and is a predicted model, not a curated record. The transcript is spliced from 3 exons.